Paramormyrops kingsleyae is the source of this 1023-nucleotide messenger RNA. RefSeq names its product dynein axonemal assembly factor 19 (gene dnaaf19). Gene Ontology annotation, cellular component: outer dynein arm. Gene Ontology annotation, biological process: epithelial cilium movement involved in extracellular fluid movement; inner dynein arm assembly; determination of left/right symmetry. Lineage: Eukaryota; Metazoa; Chordata; Actinopteri; Osteoglossiformes; Mormyridae. The record is from RefSeq and is a predicted model, not a curated record.
CAGUAAUAAUACAAAUAAUUAUUUUCCUUAAUCUAAUUCUUGAUAGUUCUGAGUAGUUAUCUUUAUAAAAAACUCAAAUUUUAAAGCAAGACUUACCACCGGACGCAAGAACUGCUAAACUAACCAAGACACAGCCAAGUAUGGAUGGCCCAGAGGUGAUUAAUUUUGCAUCAGUGGAGAGUGCUCUGAAUGCCGCCCUGGAAUCCGACGAAAGGUAUCAAAGAGAAAAUAAUGCCAAGUUUCGAGCUGUACAUCAAAGGGUGGCGUCUUACGAGGAAUUCAGGGACAUAGUCCUGGCCUCCCAUUUGAAACCUCUGGAGAAGAGUGACGUGACAGAAGCCCCACGCAAACAGCCAUGGAAUUCCGUUUUUUCCGCUACAAAGCAAAAGGACACGGUUGGUUGUGAGGUGACGGAGUGUGACGCAGCGGCGUUCCAGCCGCGGACAGCCUCGGAGUUUCAGCGCGGCUGGCGGCGAUUAGGGGGGAAGGUCAAAGACAAAUAUCACUGCAUAAUAUCCCUCGGCGGGCCGAAGUUGAGGGAGAUAUUCAACAUUGAGAUUGCUUCAGGCCUGCUGGGAGAGUUCCUGAUAAUUAUGGCAGAAUGUAUGCAGCCGGGUGAUGAAGCAGACGUACUGGCAAUCCUGCAGGGGCUGUCACAAACUUGUCGUUUCAGCCUCAACGUGUCCUUCUUGGACCAAGCAGAAAGAGACGGGUGUUCACAGCUGUUUGCCAGGCUGCUUGAUGUAACGGAUAAACAAGCUCAGAUAGGGCACACAGGUGUCGGCCAUGACGGCGCCCUAGAACAUACUACAGAGACACGGGAAAAGGAGAAAUAUUACAAAGCUUUUUGCGAUGCUCAGACUGCAGGGGACGGGAUUGAUGUUGAAAAGCUGAAAGACUUAAUGCAAUGUUAUGAUGUGAAGACACAACCUUUCGCUACCCAACUGGAUUGCAUUACCCAAGACAGCUAAAAGUGUGUAACUCAUCCUGAUGCUGUUUAAUAAAAACAAAAGUAAAGUAAAA